CUUAGAAUAUCAGAAGACGUAUGUCAGUGCUGUUGGGGUAGCUUCUCUAGCCACGCCGCCGUCCCGGAAGUUUAUGUUGAUAUUGUUGUAACGUACCGCUAGCAAAGGCAGCUAACAUUAGCUAGCUCGGCAUGCUAACAGCAGAGUAUCUAGCUUAAUCGCAGGUUGACUCAGUCUGACAGCAUCGUUGACACUAUUCUGCUGUGAGAUUAUAAAUGCUCAGGCAGAUAUUUAAUCAGAACUGUGGUCGUUGACCCACGAUUACAUCCAAGUUGGCAGAACACGUGAAGUCAGAGACACAGUCCGUGGCUAAGAUUAUGAACGGGGAAAGAUCCAGACCGGACUCCCCCCUAUACGGGUGAUGGCAGCACGUCUGCAGUCAUAUGACAGUAACUCCAGUGACACCGAAAACUGGGAGCGAAAAGCAACGAGCCGACCUCGCAAACUCUGCAAGCAUUCGAGCAGCAGUCAGGCCCGAGCGUCUCGAGUGGAGGCAGAACAGAGGAAGAUGAGCCUGCAUGGUGCCAGUGGGGGCUGUGACCGUUCACGUGACCGCCGCCGCUCCAGCGAUCGCUCCAGGGACUCUUCGCAUGAGAGAGAAGGCCAGCUCACUCCUUGCAUUCGCAACGUCACGUCACCCACCCGCCAACACAACAGUGACCGUGAAAGAGAUGGUGGCCCGUCUUCGAGGCCCAGCAGUCCACGUCCUCAGAGAGUGUCACCCAGCGGCUCCAGCAGCAGCGGGGUGGUGAGCAGUCGGAACAGCAGCUUGUCCAGCACCGAAGGCACCUUCAAAAGCUUGGGAGUCGGAGAAAUGGUAUUUGUCUACGAGAAUCCGAAGGAGGGAGGCGCAAGUGCCACCGUCGGAAACCGAAACAUUAGGACUUCAGAGCGAGUCACUCUGAUUGUCGACAACACGCGCUUUGUAGUCGAUCCUUCCAUCUUCACGGCACAACCCAACACCAUGUUGGGCAGAAUGUUCGGAUCUGGAAGGGAACAUAAUUUCACGCGGCCCAACGAGAAGGGGGAGUACGAGGUGGCUGAGGGCAUUAGCUCAACAGUAUUCAGAGCAAUUCUGGAUUACUACAAAUCUGGGAUAAUCCGAUGUCCUGAUGGAAUCUCUAUCCCUGAGUUGCGGGAGGCAUGUGACUAUCUAUGCAUCUCCUUCGACUACAGCACCAUCAAAUGCAGAGACCUCAGUGCCCUGAUGCACGAGCUGUCCAAUGACGGCGCUCGGCGUCAGUUCGAGUUUUACCUUGAGGAGAUGGUUCUACCUUUGAUGGUGGCGAGCGCUCAGAGUGGAGAGAGGGAAUGUCACAUUGUAGUCCUUACUGAUGACGAUGUUGUGGACUGGGAUGAAGAAUAUCCUCCACAGAUGGGAGAAGAGUAUUCACAGAUCAUUUACAGCACAAAACUGUACAGAUUUUUCAAGUAUAUUGAGAACCGAGAUGUUGCCAAAUCAGUUUUAAAAGAGAGAGGAUUGAAGAAGAUCCGACUGGGCAUCGAAGGUUACCCCACAUAUAAGGAGAAAGUCAAAAAGCGACCAGGAGGUCGUCCGGAGGUCAUUUAUAACUACGUCCAGAGGCCCUUCAUCCGCAUGUCCUGGGAAAAGGAGGAGGGCAAAAGCCGCCAUGUGGACUUCCAGUGUGUUAAAUCCAAGUCCAUCACCAACCUGGCGGCAGCGGCAGCAGACAUCCCCCAAGACCAGCUGGUGGUGAUGCACCCUGGCCCCCAAGUUGAUGAACUGGACAUCCUCCCUAAUCACCCACCCAGUGGGAAUCACUACAGCAACAACUACAGCAAUGACCCUGAUCCUGAUGCACCUUCACCUGCUGUCUGAGGACACCGGUCCUCUUUCAAUGCCUCUGCCCCUCUCCUACUCUUCUAGUCCUCCUCCCAGCAUGCUGCAGCAUGGAGCGCCAGGGGCACCAUUACCAUAUUGCCUUGACACCUCCUUUGCAGCCUUAGAGCCUCAAGAACCUGGUUGACUGUAGAAAAAAGAAACACGAGGAACACAAGACUGGUGAAAGGAAGAGUUCACUAUUGUUUUCAUUUUGUUUUUUACUUGACCAAAGGAAUUUAUUUUUGUUUGGAAAAAAAAAAAAGAUCAGUAAAACACAAUAGUAUUAACAUUAUUAUUAUUAUUAUUAUUAUUAUUUACGAUGUUGUUGUACCUUAAUUUGAUGGGUUUGGCCGAGCACUCUUGUGGUGUCACUGUUUUCUCACAGAUUUUAUUUCACUGAUAAUUUCGAUUGAUUUUGAUCUCCCGGGUGGCCUAACUGCUAAAUGUGCUUUGGUGGGAAGAACACAAAGACUCGCUGUGGAGAAAAUACGACUUUCUGGUUAAUGGAGAGAAUCAGUUAUCACCACUUAGUGUCAUGAUCUCCAGUUGAACUCCUCUCAGAUGUCUUUGAAUCUUGUAACGGGAUAUGUAGUCAUUGGCUGGAUCUGAUAUGUGAUGUUAUGCUUCUCCCGCAGCCGAGAUAUUCAGCAGAGCACAGGCUGUCGCGGUCAGAAUCUUUUCGUGCAAAGCUUGAAAAUUGUUGUUUAAAAAUAAAACAUAAAAUCAUGAAAUAAAGACAAAAAUAAACA
This is a messenger RNA of Stegastes partitus (bicolor damselfish), 2592 nucleotides long. RefSeq names its product BTB (POZ) domain containing 10b (gene btbd10b). The record is from RefSeq and is a predicted model, not a curated record. Gene Ontology annotation, biological process: positive regulation of phosphorylation. Gene Ontology annotation, molecular function: protein binding. The transcript has 9 exons. Lineage: Eukaryota; Metazoa; Chordata; Actinopteri; Pomacentridae. Gene Ontology annotation, cellular component: cytoplasm. The coding region runs from base 362 to 1840 and encodes 492 amino acids.